This is a messenger RNA of Pogona vitticeps (central bearded dragon), 2803 nucleotides long. It is a transcript of the gene CRADD, whose product is annotated as CARD and death domain containing adaptor protein. Gene Ontology annotation, biological process: cellular response to mechanical stimulus; positive regulation of apoptotic signaling pathway. Gene Ontology annotation, cellular component: cytoplasm. Lineage: Eukaryota; Metazoa; Chordata; Lepidosauria; Squamata; Agamidae. Gene Ontology annotation, molecular function: protease binding; death domain binding. The record is from RefSeq and is a predicted model, not a curated record.
CAACGCUAAUCUGCAAUUAUCAACAAUAACCUACACUGUAGGGCUGUUGUAAGCUAUCCCCUUUCAACACCAGCCCCCUCUCCCGCUUUGAAUAGCGUCGAUAACAACGGAGUUGUUUCAAAUUUUGCCUCCUGCUCAGCUCUACCUGAAGCGUACAUUAUUCGGCGUCAAAGCUUUCCUACACACCUCAUACCGAAAUACGAGGACAAUAACUAGGGACUGAAUGCAUAAUUAUAGGUUUAAACGAUGGGGGGGGGCACAUUUUUCACCCGGAAUUACAAGGAACGGCGAGCUUCCACUUUCGAGGGGCGGGAAGCGAAGCUGCCGCCCAUUCACAGUCAUCAUCCCAGUCAUUGUUUCUUAUCGGGGGUCUUCCGCUUUUGUCCUGCAGGUGAACGAAAACGUGGCGUCAAGGGGAACCAGGAAUAUUCGGCCUCAGGCAGUCGUCUUUUUUGCUUUCCUUUUUUUUUUCCCGAGUACGCGUUCACCGUCUCGCUGUUGCCCUUAAGAAACAAGGAGCGAAGCACUUCCUGUUCAGCUGUUUUUGCCACCAAGAAACAUGGUUGAGGGAGUACUUCUGGUUGCUUACAGGGUUUGAUAAAUGAUCCCCGAAGUUAAUUGGAUGGAUGCCAGAGAUAAACAGGUUCUGCGCUCGUUGCGCUUGGAGCUGUGUUCAGAACUGUUGGUAGAGGGCCUUGUCAUUCAGUAUCUUUACCAAGAAGGCAUUUUAACUGAAAAUGAUAUGCAAGAAAUAAGGUCCCAAGUCACCAACCACAGGAAGACCAUGACGCUUCUCGACAUCCUACCUGCAAGAGGGCCCAAGGCUUUUGAGACCUUUCUAGAAUCUUUGCAAGAGUUCCCAUGGGUGAGAGACAAACUUGAGGCAAAACGUAAUGAAGCUGUGCUAAUGGUAUCUGAAGAUAAUGGGAUUCCUGGAAUUUCAAAACAAGCUUUGGAGAAUCCACCAACGGAUCAACAAAUUAACAAACUUGCUAGGAAUCUUGGAGCUGAAUGGGAGUACAUUGUAUUGUGUCUGGGCUUGACACAAAAUGACAUCUAUCGUUGUAAAGCCAAUCACCCCUACAAUAUACAGUCACAGAUUGUGAGUGCAUUCAUUUCAUGGAGGCAGCAUUUUGGAAAAGAAGCUACUCUGGAGAGUCUGUGUUCUACUUUGAAGCAGGUAGAGGUUGCUUCCUCUGUGAUCCAACAGAUGUUUGAGUGAGAACUGACUAUCAUUGGAAGACCUUGACAUCUCUGUGAAAUUACAUCUAUUAGAUGCAGACGUUCUUUCAUACAGAUCACAGCUGUUCCAUGUGCAGUUGCCAUAGCUGACUGACCAUCUUUCUCCAUACUACACUAGGUAGACUCAUGGAGGAUAGACACACAGACCACAGCCAAGGCCUUACUUGAAGCCUCAUCAGCCUGGUAGAAUCUUACAAAGCUUAAGCUCAGCUGGCUCCUUGCCAUGGUAAACUAGUGUAGGACUUUAGAAAGAAAUGUAUUGCUAUGGUAGUAAAUCUGUGUCCUGAUGACUACCCAUUUAGUUUAUUUAGUCUGUCCAGAGACACUCGAGAUUGAAGAACUGUGCCUGCAUAAAGGUCUGUCUAGUCUGUUAUGCUGUGCACAUCAGUGGACAACCUUCAUUGAGUUGUCUAAUCUUUGUUUAACUCAAACUAAGACUCCUGCUUGGACAUAAGCUUAUGGUACUGCCACCUUUGAAACAGAACAUAUUCCAAAGCACUUUUUAAACAGCAUAAGACCUUGUUCUGGGGCAAAGGGAGAUAAGAGCAAAAAAAAAUCUUUCUCUGUGUGUGCAGACUUUCACCUGUGCUCAGCUCUUGGUAAGGUUUCACUAUGGGGAGAAAGAGCCUCCUGCUUUUGAGUUGCAUCUAAGAGACAAGGGAGCAUCUUACUUUUAGGAAAUGCAAAAGGAGGCAUUUUGAAUUGUCAUAGCAUUACAUGAUCCCAACCCUGGAAGGGGCAUGUGGUUCCCAGAUAUUGCUGAGCUGCAGUUCCCAUCUGCCAUAGUCAACUGUGAAGGUCUGUUGACACUUGGAUGCCAACAUAUUCCCCAUUUCUUUCUUUGUUAAUUUUAUAUGCUGCCUUUCUUCCAAUGAUCUCAUAGUUCUCCUUUUUCUACUUUGUCCACAAAGCACCCUUCUGGAAGAGAGUAUGUUCCCAAACCAAGGCCACCAUGUUAAAUUUCAUAUGCAAGUAGGAAUUUGCACCCUGUUCUCCAGAAUCUUAGUACAAUAGAAAGGCAGCGUGAACAUUAAACAAAUAUUUUAGCCACUAUCCCAUGUCUUUUAUGCCAAACAAUUGGUAGCUGUGCUAUUGCAUAGUGCUGAGACCAGCUAUCUUCUGACUCAGUUGCUCCCAGUUAACAAGAUCAUGGAAGUUCUUGUCCCGUUUAGUCUAUGCACAAUACUGUAGUUCCCUCUCCUUCCUGUCCAUAGCAGUAGCCAUUUGUGGUUGAUUUCCAGUUUUCAGAAGGAAGUGGCAAGUUUUGUAAGAACCCUAAAUAAGCAUUAACAUAUAUUUUAAGACUAUAGCAUUAUUUAUUUCCUGUUACCUGUGAGUUUUCUUACAAAUAGAGAACAAUAUAAUAUAUAGGUACCAGACAUUAUGUCAGUAUUAGAGUUGGUGUUUCAGCACUUCUCUAAACUGCAAACAGCCAGUUAAGAAACAUAUUCAUCAUUUUUGGGAAAUGUAACAGUCAAUUUUUAAAAACGUGCCUGCUGGGAAUUCUUGCCAUUAUGAAGGAUAACAAACAGUGAGAAAUAAACUUAGAAGUGAUAAUAUA